Messenger RNA from Volvox carteri f. nagariensis, 981 nucleotides. RefSeq lists its product as uncharacterized. The record is from RefSeq and is a predicted model, not a curated record. The transcript is spliced from 3 exons. Lineage: Eukaryota; Viridiplantae; Chlorophyta; Chlorophyceae; Chlamydomonadales; Volvocaceae. Gene Ontology annotation, molecular function: acyltransferase activity, transferring groups other than amino-acyl groups. Bases 1 to 981 code for a protein of 326 amino acids.
AUGUCUUGCUCUAGCGCACAUCUCGAUGUGAACCCGCUUACCCGACCCCUUUCGCCUUCCGAUGAAGAAUGGGCUGAGCGCGGCGUCUUCCUGAGUUACGGCAAGGCCCACCUGUCGUACAGUGAGGUGGAGCGGCUUCUGCAACUGGCCAAUUUGGAUAUCACCCCCGCGGACUUUCCGUUCGCAGCCGUUGUGGUGUGGGCGUACCGCAUGCGGCCUAGUAGCAACCCUGAAGUCUCCGCUUGUUUUACGACACGGACCCAGGGUUUAACCGGGCCCCGAGCAACCACCUCAGCUGUUAAGGCGGGCAGUAGCGACGGCGCCGGUCUGUGCGGCCUUGGGGUAGAAGUGGUCGGGUUCGCUUGCGUCGACAUUGCGAUGUUGCCAUCGCGGGGGACAACGGCACGAGCCGGCCUCAGCGAUGAAAGCUGUGGCAAGCGCGGCGGUGGUGGGCAAGGCGUCACCGCGACGGGGCCAGCAGCAACAGAGAGCUCAGCGCGGUACGGAGGCACGCGUGUUCAGCAAUGGCGGGAGUGCCAGCGAGACUGGACUCCAGGGGAGCGCCGACGGCCAAGACAAGCAGGGAACUACAGUACUGAGCAGCAGGCAGGCAUGGCCGCACUUGGCUCUGUAGGGGGGGCUAGCAGUGCAGCUGCGGAGGGCAGAGACAGUGGAGAGGAUUGCAGCGAGGGCCAGGAAAUUGUCGCAACGGUGCGAUUUCUAGCAGUCCACCCUGCAUUGCGUCGCCAGGGCUUAGGACGUGCGCUGCUAGAGCGACUGGUUUCCGAACUGCGUGGGGGAGUUAAGGAUGAGAACGACGCAGCGGUCGUGACGCUGCGAGCUACUAGCCGUUCCGUGGACUUUUACGAACGACUGGGGUUGCUGCGGGACCCGGACGCGCCGUUGGUGGAGGCUGUCGGUGGGAGAAUGCAAGUUGGCCAUGUAGGAGCAGUGCAAGUGAAGGGCAGGAAACCGGACUAG